This is a messenger RNA of Aspergillus japonicus CBS 114.51, 456 nucleotides long. RefSeq lists its product as uncharacterized. Lineage: Eukaryota; Fungi; Ascomycota; Eurotiomycetes; Eurotiales; Aspergillaceae. The transcript has a single exon. The coding region runs from base 1 to 456 and encodes 151 amino acids. The record is from RefSeq and is a predicted model, not a curated record.
AUGCCGAAUCACCGAUUUGGCAUCCUUGAAUUUGCACCGGGGCGUCAAUUUAUCCAGGUGCACGGGUCGAAGGACAAGGACUUUGAGGCAGGCCAGGAACGGUUGCAGGCAAUCUUCCAGCUGCUCCGAGGGGUUUAUCCUGACGCUCCGCUUUUUCAUGGGAUCGUCUCACGUGGAACCGAGACCUUCCCCAUGGUGCGCUGUUACCGCGAAGCUGGCCCCGGGGACGAGCCUGAGAACAUUGUAACCGGAAUGUAUGCCUUCAAGUUCAAGCCCCUAGGCUACACCAAGAAAACACCUUUACUGCACCUGUUGGUGCCUUGUGAGCAUGGUAAGUACGAACAAUGGAAGAAGAAAAGUGUGCCCGUGUCCAGGGUCCGGCUGCAGCCGAGUAAUAUUCCUGAUUCUCACAUCACCCUGGGCUCUGCUGCGGACGCAAAUUGUGUGGUGAUGUAA